Molecule: messenger RNA, 507 nt
Organism: Rhipicephalus sanguineus (brown dog tick)
Lineage: Eukaryota; Metazoa; Arthropoda; Arachnida; Ixodida; Ixodidae
Product: histone H2A
Exons: 2
Coding region: 75-449 (124 amino acids)
Cellular component (GO): nucleosome
Molecular function (GO): structural constituent of chromatin; protein heterodimerization activity; DNA binding
Source: RefSeq, a predicted model, not a curated record
UAGUCGAGCGCAGCUCUCAGUAGUACGAACAGCUGUUUCUUUCCUCGUCUUCGUUUCAAACCGAAAGCACCACCAUGUCCGGACGUGGCAAAGGCGGCAAGGCGAAGGGCAAGAGCAAGACCCGUUCCAGCCGCGCGGGGCUCCAGUUCCCCGUGGGCCGUAUCCACCGCCUCCUGCGCAAGGGCAACUACGCUGAGCGCGUCGGAGCGGGCGCCCCAGUCUACCUGGCUGCCGUGCUCGAGUACCUCGCCGCCGAGGUGCUCGAGCUGGCGGGCAACGCCGCUCGUGACAACAAGAAGACCAGGAUCAUCCCCCGUCACUUGCAGCUCGCCAUCCGCAACGACGAGGAGCUCAACAAGCUGCUUUCCGGCGUCACCAUCGCGCAGGGCGGCGUGCUGCCUAACAUUCAGGCCGUGCUCCUCCCAAAGAAGACGGAGAAGAAGGCGUAAGCGGGCACGCUUUUCGCACGCUCGCAAGCGUCACCAAACGGUCCUUCUCAGGACCACC